Lasiodiplodia theobromae is the source of this 588-nucleotide messenger RNA. RefSeq lists its product as uncharacterized. The coding region runs from base 1 to 588 and encodes 195 amino acids. Gene Ontology annotation, cellular component: cytoplasm; nucleus. Gene Ontology annotation, molecular function: protein binding. The transcript is spliced from 2 exons. Lineage: Eukaryota; Fungi; Ascomycota; Dothideomycetes; Botryosphaeriales; Botryosphaeriaceae. The record is from RefSeq and is a predicted model, not a curated record.
AUGUUCCUCGGCGCCCAUUGUGACGCAAACGGCAUUGUUUCCCAACUCGAAAUCGUUUCUUUCCGCGGCUCCAGGACUACCAGUAUAACCUACAUAAGGUUGACUGCAUUUCUGGCGGCAGUCGGCACACGAGAUGUCUCAGUUGCGAAGCUACUUAUCCAACACGGCGCCAAUGUCAAUUUUCCCGCCAAUGGGCCCGUGAAACGGACUCCACUACAAAGAGCAGCCGAGAUUGGGAGCAUGGACAUAGCCAACCUCCUGCUCGAACAUGGAGCAGAAGUCAAUGCUCCACCAGCCAGGGAUGGUGGCGGCACGGCCCUUCAGCUGGCUGCCAUGGGGGGUUACAUUGGCAUCGCGUGGGAACUGAUGACCAAAGGCGCCAACGUGGAUGCCAAGGCUUCCGCCGCCAAUGGCAGAACCGCACUUGAAGGAGCCAGCGAGCAUGGGCGUCUUGAUAUGGUGGCGGUACUUCUGAAGGCUGGUGCAGCUGAUAACGGGAAGGAUCACGCGCAGUUGAAGAGAGCGAUGGAGUUCGCGAAGGAGAAUGGGCACUUCCACAUAUUCAAGAUCAAGGGUUUCAAAACCUGA